CCUCCACGGGCUUCAAACUCGCGCUUUCUCUCUUCAGAUUUAGCAUUUCCCCUCGAGUGCUUCUGGGCGCGCGUACUAUUCUGCGAUAGCUUCGAGUUGGACCGCGCAUAUUCCGCGGACGACCUUCGUUUGCUGACGCGCGACCUCGUUCCAGUUCUUGUUGCAAUUUUUGGCUCUAUAGCUGCAUCUUUUAGGACCACGUCGGUCGGACGCGUUCUCUGUCCGGGAAGUCGUCUGAAUCUCGGUGUGGCCUAGCUAUGAGCUUUUUACAGGAUUUGCUGCAAGGAGCAAUAGCAGAUAUGGAUCCUAGAGCUCCGUAUGCAAACACAAACAGCUCCGAGAGCUCGUAUACUGCCCCAAGCAGCCUGGUCACAGGCGACAGCAGCUGCGAGGCUUCAGCGUUCAGCCCCCAGAUCUUGGAGUUGAACGCAAAGCUUUCUUCACUUGACUUUGAAUUAUCCGAAGGCGAUAUCACGGAGAAAGGCUACAAGAAACGUCGGGCGCAGUUGCUUGAGGAGUAUGGUGUGUCUAUGGAUGGGGAGAUUACAAAUACUCCUGUAUUGGGUGCCGAUGAUGGUUUUCAAAAUAAGCAGCUGGCAUCGGUGGCAUCGAUGGCGUCGGUUUCAAGCUUACCUUUUCCUGCGAGACCUGAAUUUAGCGAAACACGAUCAAGUUCGAGCGCAGGACUGGGGACUGUUGAGAGCAUAAUACGCCACGAGUAUGAAUUCGAAGAUCAACAAAACGAAUCUGCUGCUCCCGAUUCGAACUAUAUGUUUUCCCUGUAUGGAAAUGAAGAGACACAUCAGGCUUCUUCAUACGGAUAUCCCCAGGACUUGGUGCUGCAAAUGCCGCUCGAUCCACGAGCAACAUCCGAAGCGAAUUUUGAUCCUCAAAACGGAAAGAGCGCGAUGGCGAAAUUUGAUAACCUGGCAGCUAUAUUACGGCACCGAGGUCGAAGCAACGCCAGAACGAAUGCGAUCGUCACUCUAGACGCAAAGGGAAAGGAAUUCUCGGCUAUCACAUGGGAUAAGUUGGCUUCUCGUGCUGAAAAGGUUGGCCAGGUGAUCAGAGACAAGUCCGGCCUCUAUCGUGGAGAUCGAGUUGCUUUGCUGUAUCGCGAGUCGGAAGUGGUUGAUUUUGCGGUUGCGUUACUGGGCUGCUUCUUGGCUGGCGUCGUUGCUGUUCCCAUCAACACGAUAACCAAAUUCAAGGACAUAACAUACAUUCUCAAUUAUACUCAGUCACAUCUCGCGCUCACGACAGAUGCAAACCUGAAAACGUUCCAUAGAGAUUUCACUGCAGCGGGACUGUCCUGGCCUCGGGGUGUUGAAUGGUGGAAGACAAAUGAGUUUGGCUCAUAUCACCCUCCCUCAAAGAAGGCGGAUCUCCCGGCACUGCAGGUUCCAGACCUAGCAUAUAUCGAAUACUCACGAGCCCCUACGGGUGAACUUCGGGGAGUUGUGAUGUCACACAAGACCAUGAUGCAUCAAAUGAGCUGUCUCUCAUCUAUUCUCUCGAGCAAGGACAAGCGCAGUGCAUCGUCGUCAAACUCGAUAACCAGAAGUCAGAACGUGUUGAGUUACUUGGAUCCCCGGCAGUCUAUCGGAAUGAUCAUGGGAGUAUUGAUGACGAUAUACGCUGGGAAUACCAUGACAUGGGUGCCCCAGUCUACAUUGGCUGUUCCUGGCCUUUACGCAAAUGUCAUCAGUAAAUUCAAGCCCUCAAUCUUGCUCGCUGAUUACCCCGGACUGAAACAGGUAGCGUACAAUUACCAGUCUUACCCUUUGGCAACCCGCAACUAUUCCAAGAAGCACCCGGUUGAUCUUUCAAGCAUAAAAUGGUGCUUGAUCGACUGCUUGACCGUUGAUACUGAAUUCCACGAGAUACUGGCUGAUAGAUGGUUCAAGCCUUUGGGAAACAAGCGUUACCAGACACUCGUUGUGCCGAUGUUGACCCUGUCCGAGCACGGUGGUAUGGUUAUCUCCAUGCGAGACUGGAUAGGAGGCCAAGAGGCUCUAGGAUGUCAGAUGCCGGAUGAAAUGGAGCCUGCAGAUGCCUUUGAGCUUUCAGAACUUCUGCUUGACAAGAAGGCUCUGUCAGCCAAUAAGGUGACGAUCCUCUCGACCAGGCCUCACAAAGACGGCUUCUUCAACGACUACAAUCCGCAGGAUAUCAUUCGUAUUGGAGCUUUCGGGUACCCUUUGCCAGAUGCAACUCUCGCUAUCGUGGACCCUGAAACCUGUAUCCUUGUUCCUGAACUGGUCGUGGGUGAGAUAUGGGUUGACAGUCCCUGCCUUAGCGGCGGGUUCUGGGGCUUGGGCCGCGAAACUGAGAUCAUCUUUCACGCUAGAUGCUGGGGCAACGAAGGCACUCUGGAGAUGGAAUUUUUGCGCACUGGUCUAUUGGGAUUCAUCUAUGCUGGUAAAGUCUACAUUCUGGGAUUGUAUGAAGAUCGUCUGCGCCAGCGCCGUGAAGUCGAUGAAGAUCAGAAUUCGACUACGAAUAGAACAGGCAUGGUAUACGAAGGACAGCGCAAUUACAGAUAUCAUUAUACCGCCCAUUUGGUACAAACAAUCAUGCAAACUAUCCCGAGGGUGUUUGACAGUUGCGCAUUUGAUAUAUUUGUGAACGAUGAGCAUCUGCCGGUUAUUCUACUCGAAUCGGCGCUCGCGGUCACGACUCCGGAGACACCCACUGGCCCUCCUCGCACGAUUGAUAUAGACGCUCUUGAGGCGAUGGCGGAGAAGUGUAUGGUUAUUCUUCGUGAGCGCCAUAAUGUCAGAAUAUACUGCGUAUUGAUCACAGCACCGAACACGCUUCCUCGGACGAUUCGGAACGGUCGGUCGGAAAUUGGAGCUAUGCUUUGCAGGAAAGAUUUUGAGACCGGAAUUUUGCCUUGCGUUCAUGUGAAGUUUGGAGUUGAUCAUGCGGUCAACAAUCUGGCUGUUGACCAAGCGGUGGAAGAUCACGGUGGAAUCUGGUCUGUCGCGUCAUCGAGGAUGAGAGACGAGCUUCUUGUUAAUGACGAUAAGCAAUACUCUGGAAUCGAUGACCGCGAUGUAGUGAUGGACGAUAGAACAGGACGCGAGCUUUCAAACUUCACGUCUAUUGUUGAUAUACUCCAGUACCGUGUUGUCUGUCAGCCUGAAGAGCUAUCCUUUUGUACGAUUGACGCCAGAUCUCGAGAGAACAAGGGCAUGUCGUGGAAGAAGUUUGAUGCACGGAUUGCUGCUGUCGGAUCGACGAUGAUCAACAAGUACAGACUUCGAGCGGGAGACGUUGUGAUUCUGAUAUACACACACGGAGAGGAUUUCGUGCACGCGGUACAUGCCUGUCUGACGUUGGGAAUCAUCGCCAUUCCUAUUCCUCCUCUGGACAAUAGCAGGCUGAGCGAAGAUGUGCCGGCGCUUUUGGGACUAGUGAAGGACUAUAAGCCUAAGGCUAUUCUCUUGAAUGCGGAGACUGAUCAUGCAAUUAAAAGCAAGGCUAUCGCGCAACAGAUCAAGCAGACAUGUCAUGCCGCGAAGCUUACGAUGCCGCCUACAUACAACACUAUGAAGACCAGCAAAGUCUCGGGAGGCUGCAAAGAUCUCAAGUUCAAGAUGAAUCCGGCAUGGAUCGCCCCUGGUCGAACCGCAUUGGUUUGGGUGCAUUGGACUGCGGACCAGAGGCGGGUCGCGGUUAAGCUGAGUCACGCUACGAUUCUUGAGAUGUGUAAGGUGCAGAAGGAGACCUGUCAGAUGCAGAGCUCGAAGCCUGUGGUGGGCUGUGUGCGGUCCAGUGUGGGCAUUGGGUUUUUACAUACGUGCUUUAUGGGAAUCUACGUCGGUGCCUCUACAUAUCUGAUCUCUCCGGUCGACUUUGCGGCUAAUCCGCAGCUAUACUUUUUGUCCCUCGCUCGCUACAAAGUCAAGGACACAUACGUGACUCCACAGAUGAUUGACCACGCGCUGACUUCGACGCCGAUGAAGAGCAACAGCCUUCGUGAUAUGCGCAAUCUCAUGAUAGCAUUCGAUGGUCGUCCACGGACUGAGCUUUUUGGAAAAGUGCGAGUUCAUUUCUCCUCAGGAGGGUUGGACGGCACGGCAAUCAAUUCAAUCUAUUCGCACGCUUUGAACCCUAUGAUCACAACCCGAUCAUACAUGUGCAUCGAGCCGAUUGAGCUGAAGCUGGAUCUACGUGAACUUCGUCGUGGGUUUAUUGCGGUGGCGCCUCCUGAUUCGAAGCGGCACACGCUGACUAUUCAGGAUAGCGGGAUGGUGCCGGUAUCGACACAUGUGCUGGUUGUACACCCCGAGACUCGACGGCUGUGUCGGAGCAGUGAGUAUGGUGAGAUCUGGGUUUCUUCGGGUGCGAAUGUGGACGGUAUCUACGAAAGCAAGGAUCCAUUUGACCAGAUGCGGUUCAGCUCGACGACAGUUGAGGCGGACGCGGGCCUGGAUGCAUAUAGCGAGCGAAAUCUCAAGUAUGUGCGGACGGGCGAUCUUGGGUUUUUGAGGACGGUAGCGCAGCCGGUUGGUCCUGGAGGCGCUAUGGUUGAUAUUCAGGUUCUGUUUGUGCUUGGGUGUAUUGGCGACACGUUUGAGGUUCGUGGCCUCAGCCAUUUUGCGCACGACAUUGAGCGCACGAUCGAGUACAGUCAUCGAACGAUUCCGUUGGGAUGCAGCGCGGUUUUCCAGACAGGAGGAGUCGUGGUUGCGGUUGUCGAAAGCAGUCGACAGAAGCAAUUCCUGGCCUCUCUGGUGCCGGUGGUGGUGAACGCGGUGAUGAACGAGCAUCAGAUGGUGCUUGACGUUGUUGCGUUUGUAGCCAAGGGCGAGUUCCCGCGGUCAAGACUUGCGGAGAAGCAGAGGGGCAAGAUCAUGGCGGCGUGGGUGAUGCGCAAGCUGAGAACCACAGCCCAGUUUACUGUUAGUAGCAGCACAGAGCUGCAAGCUAGAAUAGCUGCAGCGAAUGCGGCGACGCAGUAGGUGUUUUUGUAUUUUUCUUGUUUCUUACGAUUUCAUAUUGUACAUUUUUUUUCCUAGUCUUGGUUGAUACGAUAAGCAGUUUUGGUGAACAUUGGAGAUUUACAUACAGU
Myxozyma melibiosi is the source of this 5080-nucleotide messenger RNA. RefSeq lists its product as uncharacterized. The transcript has 5 exons. Gene Ontology annotation, cellular component: cytosol. NCBI's taxonomy places the organism in Eukaryota, Fungi, Ascomycota, Lipomycetes, Lipomycetales, Lipomycetaceae. The record is from RefSeq and is a predicted model, not a curated record. The coding region runs from base 258 to 4970 and encodes 1570 amino acids.